Anopheles aquasalis is the source of this 1923-nucleotide messenger RNA. RefSeq lists its product as uncharacterized. The record is from RefSeq and is a predicted model, not a curated record. NCBI's taxonomy places the organism in Eukaryota, Metazoa, Arthropoda, Insecta, Diptera, Culicidae. Gene Ontology annotation, molecular function: ligand-gated monoatomic ion channel activity. Gene Ontology annotation, cellular component: membrane.
AUGGAUAACAGUUCAGUUGCUCUGGAGCGCAUCGCACAGAUAGAGUUGUUCGAUGUCGAAUUAAUGCAGCUGCUUCAGUGGAUUUUUGCCGAGUAUCUCAUAACAUUCGUUUGCACAUGCUUCAUUAUCACCUCCACGGACAUCCGGCUGGCCCGAACUCUAACGGAAGGCUUUCCUCAUCCAUUUAUCGUGAUUGAUUUCGCAACCGGCAAUCUGGAUGUCCUGCAGCAAGCCAUCGAAAACGGGUGUCAGUCAUUCGUUCUGACACCAUCGACGGGCCUCGAAUUUAUGGAUCACUUCCGCUACGUGCACGAUCGUACCAUCGCACGCUAUCCGUCGAAACGGGUGUUUAUCGUGGGUGGCCCUGAUGAUACCGUGGUUGAAUUCGAGGACACAGUACACCGCAUUCUAAACCACAGUGCUAUAGACGAUUUGAUGGAUCUGCUUCUUGUGCAACCAGAUGUAACCCGGCAGCGAGUAGAUCUGUUCACUAACGGAUUGACGACGGACGAGUUAACACGGUUGGAUUGCUACGAUCUCCGCAGCAAUUGGCGAUCUUCAGCCAAUGGCGUAAAUUUGUUCCCCAACAAACGGGCAAAUCUAAGACAACGUUACAUUCGGCUAAGUAUCUUCAACUAUCAACCUUACACGGUGUGGCGCAAAGUCGAAACACCACACGAGGCCAACUCUUAUCUCGACCAUCGUCCAGCGAUACACAUCGAUGGAACCGAAUCGCAGCUAUUCAUUGAAUUCUGUGCCAGCCGGAACUGCCGGUUGGAGAUGUCGGUGGAUGAUGUCGGCGAGUGGGGCCAGAUAUACGAUAAUCGCACUGGUGAUGGCAUUCUUGGGGCCGUGGUCGAACGGAGGUCAGAUAUUGGUGUCGGAGCACUGUACUCCUGGCAUCAUGAGUUUGGAUAUUUGUCCCUCUCGAAACCAAUCUCGCGCACCGGUGUCACUUGCAUCGUGCCAAAGCCCUUACCACUGUCCUCCUGGAUGACUCCCAUUCUACCGUUUUCACCGUUCCUCUGGAUUGCCGUGAUUGCAACGUUCGUGAUUGCUACCUUUUUCGAAGUUCUCGUCAGCUUUGGGGCUCAGAAGAUCAAUGGCAAGCAGAACACUGGUCACGUUGAUGUUUGCGAGUCCGUGAUGGUGAUAAUGGCCAUCUUCAUUCUGCAAACCGUGCUGCUGCGGAUCAACAAAACGCCGAUCGUAUCGCAAAUGCUGCUCAUCGGGUCCCUGCUGUUGGUUGGUCUGAUGAUUGGGAACGCGUACAGCGGGGGUCUCGCUAGUGUUAUGACGGUUCCACGAUUUGAAAAGUCCAUCGACACGGUGCAGGAUCUGGCCGAUCGUAACCUACGCUGGGCAUCAACGCACGAUGCUUGGAUCUUUUCGAUUCAACUUGCAACACAGCCAACGAUUGUAAAGUUGCUGAAGAACUUUGGCACUUACCCGAAGGAUGUGUUGCACGAGCAUGCCAAGCGGCGUGAUAUGGGAUACAGCAUCGAGCGGCUUCCCUACGGACACUACGCCAUCGGCGAAUACAUUACCGAUAGCGUGACUGGCAAUUUUGAAAUCAUGCUCGAGGACAUCUACUGGGAGGCUUGUGUCGCAAUGGCCACCAAAACCUGGCCGCUAAUGAACGAGCUCGACGAGCUGACGCUACUUAUCUCCCAGAGCGGAAUCCAACAGCACUGGGAAAGCAAGGUGGUGUCGAAGUAUGCUGAUAAUAAGGUCCAACACGCCAUUUCCAUCUCUCGUCAUUUCGACAAUCCGGGACCCAUCGCGCUACAACCAUUGCACCUGAUCGGAGCCUUUUUCCUGCUCGGUAUUGGACUGGCCUGUGGGAUGAUAUGCUUUGUGAUGGAGCAACUAUGGCAUCAAUGGUCCAUCGGUCGACCGAUGAUUGCUGGUAGGACCCUCUGA